Messenger RNA from Spirodela intermedia, 2828 nucleotides. Lineage: Eukaryota; Viridiplantae; Streptophyta; Magnoliopsida; Alismatales; Araceae. The record is from the annotation of a GenBank genome assembly.
AUGCCAGCCGCCGGCUUCUCUGUGUCCGGGCAGGAGGCAACGCAGUUCGAGGCGAAGAUCACGCCCAUCGUCAUUGUCUCCUGCCUCAUGGCCGCCACCGGCGGCCUCAUGUUCGGUUACGACGUUGGAGUAUCAGGUGAAGGAACCCCCUCCUCUCCCCUUCCAGUGACGAAUUUCGAUGUUUAAUCAAAUCUGACGCUCGCCAUGGCGAGCAGGUGGGGUGACGUCCAUGGACGACUUCCUGAAGAAGUUCUUCCCGGUGGUCUACCGCCGGAAGAUAGGGGCCGGCCUCGACAGUAGCAAUUACUGCAAGUACGACAACCAGGGCCUGCAGCUCUUCACCUCCUCGCUCUACCUCGCCGGGCUCACCGCAACCUUCUUCGCGUCCUACACCACAAGGCAGCUGGGCCGCCGGCCCACCAUGCUCAUCGCGGGGUUCUUCUUCAUCGUCGGCGUCGUUCUCAACGCCGCCGCUCAGGACCUCGCCAUGCUCAUCGCCGGCCGCAUCCUCCUUGGGUGCGGCGUCGGCUUCGCCAAUCAGGUUAGCCAAUAUAAUCGCCAUUAUUAUAUCUGAUUGCACAUUUACUACGCCAUCAUCCGCAAGCACACCCAUCAAGCAUCGUUUUCGACCAAAGUUAGAGGGAGAAAUGGCGUCAUAAACCCAAGAAAAGUCUGUCAUUAUCCGAAAAGGGGCCUCUCUCAUAUGCGAUCCCAGCUCGUCCAGAGAAGAUAGAGGCAGAAGACGACGAGACUGGGCCAUGCAAAGUCGCCCAUGAGAGCAUCCACAUUGAAUAGGAUAUCGACCGAAAUGGUCCAGAGCUCCAGGAGGGAUGAGAGAGACCACUGCCUCUGUGUGGAAAUCGUUGGUUCCAAUCUACAUAUCGCCUGAGGAAAUAGGCUAAUAUAUUCGUUAAACUCACCACCCAACGCUUCUCCUCCAUUCCCUUCGCGUCCUCACUACCCACCAUGUCUUGUCCGCCACUGCGGUGGACCCCUUGCUGCGCUUUCGAUUUCCUCUCUCUCUCUCUCUCUCUCUCUCUCGCUCUCGCUCUCGCUCUCUCGUUCUCUCGCCCUCUCUCUGAAAUUUUUGUAUACAUAUCUCAGUCAAUCUCAUCUCGCUAUCGCCCUAUCUGCGUCUCGCUUUCUACCUCUAGGUUGACUUCAGGUAAGCUGGGACGUAUGUGCUGCCGUCAUAUUUACAACGGGCUGAAAUACUGUCCGCAGGAUGAUCGUCCAUGCUCGGACGCAUCCCAUGUGUCCCGUCUAACCUGAAACCUCGAAAUGAUGCUCCGGGUGAGGGGUGCCGCAUCCGGAGACACAGCCAAAUGCCCAUGACGACUACAGAACAACUAGAAAACUAGCCCCGAGAAUCCAAGCCAGAUUACGAAACACGAUUGGUUCAUCCUUUUCCUAAGCUCGGUCUUGAGAUCAGAGAUAGGGUUGGAGGAUGGGGCAGUUCAUUAUCGCACAAUUAUUCCUAUGAUUUCAAGUCAAAUGAACAUGGUAUGGCCACAGAUUUUACGACACAAUUCAGCUCGUAUACUGAGCUUCUGUCAGCACCCACUGGAGAUGAAAGAAGAGAACGUGAUUCCUGGCUAUUUUUUCUCCUUGAAAAUCGGCUUUACUCGCACGGGUGUGGGCGCUGAGAGCUUCUAUCACAGGCGGUGCCGCUAUUUCUGUCGGAGGUCGCGCCCACUAGGAUCCGUGGAGGGCUCAACAUCCUGUUCCAGCUCAACGUCACCAUCGGCAUCCUCUUCGCCAGCCUUGUCAACUAUGGCACCGCCAAGUAAGUCCACAAACCUCAGUUCGGACGACUGUUUGCUCAUCUCUGGUUUGAGGUGGUGAUGGAGGAAAAUGGGCGAGAGCGCAGGAUCCGCGGCGGGUGGGGUUGGCGGCUGUCGCUGGGCCUUGCGGGGGUGCCGGCGCUGCUCCUCACGGUGGGCUCUCUGCUCGUCACGGAGACCCCCAACAGUCUCAUCGAGAGGGGCCGGCUGGAGGAAGGGAAAGCAGUGCUCCGCCGUAUUCGCGGCAUCACGAAUGUGGAACCCGAAUUCGAGGAGAUCCUUGAGGCCAGUCGCGCCGCCCAGCAGGUGAAGCACCCGUUCCGGAACCUGCUGCGCCGCCGCAACCGGCCACCGCUCGUCAUCGCCACACUCCUGCAGAUCUUCCAGCAGUUGACGGGCAUCAACGCCAUCAUGUUCUACGCCCCCGUGCUAUUCAACACGCUGGGAUUCAAGAGCGACGCCUCCCUGUACUCCGCCGUCAUCACCGGCGCCGUGAACGUCCUCUCCACGGUCGUCUCCAUCUACUCCGUCGACAAGGUCGGCCGGCGGGCGCUGCUCCUCGAGGCCGGCGUGCAGAUGUUCCUCUCCCAGGUGGUGAUCGCGGUGGUGCUGGGGGUGAAGGUGACAGACGUGAGGAAUGACCUCGGCAAGGGGUGGGCGGUGCUGGUGGUGGUGAUGGUCUGCACCUUCGUAUCGUCCUUCGCCUGGUCUUGGGGCCCGCUGGGGUGGCUCAUCCCCAGCGAGACCUUCCCGCUCGAGACCCGGUCGGCGGGGCAGAGCGUGACGGUCUGCGUGAACCUGCUCUUCACCUUCGUCAUCGCGCAGGCCUUCCUCUCCAUGCUGUGCCACUUCAAGUUCGGCAUCUUCGUAUUCUUCUCCGGCUGGGUCGUCGUCAUGUCCACCUUCGUCCUCUUCUUCCUCCCGGAGACCAAGAACGUGCCCAUCGAGGAGAUGGCCGAUCGGGUCUGGCGCCAGCACUGGUUCUGGAAGCGGUACCUGGAGGACGACGUGGAGAAAGACGACAUGGAGAAGGAAGGGAAAUGA